AUGCCGACUGCAACGCCACCAAGCUCCCAACCAUCCUCUGCUUCCUCACGGGGGCUUCGGACUCUUCGGCACGACGACCGCGUCGCCAUCUACGAAUCACUUCUUGAGAGCAGUUCUAACGGUCGCCUGCCACGAGGAGCCUUCGUUCAGCACGCUCAGACACACCAAUGUCACUGGAAGACGAUUUCACGCGUGUGGACACGGGCACAGGAGUCUCUUCGCCGUGGCAGCCUGACGGCUGACGUCGCCUCAAAAAUCCGCGAAAUCAAGAUGGCUGUCCAGGGGGUGGACAUGUAUGCUCGACAAACGCUCCGGGCGCUUUGGGCUCACAGCGGGAUCCCCAAAACCACCCUCGUCCAACACAUGCGAGACGAAAAGAAUCUGCGGGCAAGGGCCAGCUACGUUCGCCCUCACCUCACGGACGCCAACGCUGUCACAAGGAUGAAGCACGCGAUGAGCUUCCUCCAGCCCACGUCAAGUGGGAACCAAGUUUUUGCCGACAUGAAUUCGUACAUUCAUGUCGACGAAAAGUGGUUCUUCUUGACGAAGGUAAAGAGGAAGUUCUACGCCUAUUCAGAUGAAGUUGUCCCUGCAAGCCGUGUCAAGUCGAAGAGGUUUAUCACCAAGGUCAUGUUCCUGGCCGCUGUCGCACGGCCGCGAUAUGAUUUCCAGAAGAAAUCAAUGUUUGAUGGCAAGAUCGGGAUCUGGCCCUUCGUGGUACAGCUGCCGGCCCAGCGAAACAGCAAGAACAGAGUGAAGGGGACGAUGCUGACUGUGCCUCAAAGUGUAACGUCGGACGUCUACCGCGCGAUGAUUUUGGAUAACGUCGUGCCAGCCAUUAAGGAAAAGAUGCCAAGGAACGGCCAGGGCGGUACGAUCUAUAUGCAGCAGGACAAUGCGAGUCCCCACAAUGGUGUGACUUCGAAGAUGCUUUUGGAGCGAGGUGUACAAGGAAUUGUCACUAUCAACCAGCCACCCCCCGAGUGAGCCCAAUCAGCC
Messenger RNA from Aphanomyces astaci, 999 nucleotides. RefSeq lists its product as hypothetical. The transcript is spliced from 2 exons. The record is from RefSeq and is a predicted model, not a curated record. Lineage: Eukaryota; Oomycota; Saprolegniomycetes; Saprolegniales; Verrucalvaceae. Bases 1 to 987 code for a protein of 328 amino acids. Gene Ontology annotation, molecular function: nucleic acid binding.